AUGACUGUCUCAGCCAUCAUCGCCGUACUCCUCCUCGCCCUUUCUCAGGACUUCAUAGUUGCUGCCAUCCCAGCCGCUGCCAACAGCGUCGUCGUCACUCAUGUAGCCUCCGAUUACUUCCCUAAUGCUAAGGGCGACCUGACCCGAUUUGAUGUUGACGCUCGCUACGUCGGCUACAGCUCGGAAACCCAAUCCUGGCUCGCCAGAAUUGACCCUUCCUCUGGAAAAACGGACGAGGAGAUAGCCACCCAACUGAUCGAAGCCGCCUACGCCCAUGCCUUCAACCCCCUCGACCCUGACAUGGCCGCCGACCUUACCGCGCUCCUUGCCGCUGUCGCCGGCUCCGAACCUCCUAGCACAAUAGAACGACGCUCCUCGUUCGAAGUCUCCGUCGCACAUGCAGUCAAAUGGGCCAGCUGUGCAGGCGUCUUCAGCUGCCUCUCUGGCACGACAUGCACGUUCAGCCUGGACAUCGGGAAGGCGCCGCGUAGCCACUGCGAGAACCAAGGAGGGUCUAAUUGCUGCAUCAGCUGGUCGAACUAUAAUAUUCGUGCGGGCUUCUUUUCGACGACUUGGACGACGUGUAAUAGUGAGGUGCAGGCGGAGCAGAAGUCGGAUGCUAGUUGUGAGGGGUAUGGGACUAAUGAUCAGGGAGGCGAUGUGUGCUUGAGCAAUAGGGCGAACGGGUGUACGUAG
This is a messenger RNA of Pseudogymnoascus verrucosus, 696 nucleotides long. RefSeq lists its product as uncharacterized. Bases 1 to 696 code for a protein of 231 amino acids. The transcript has a single exon. The record is from RefSeq and is a predicted model, not a curated record. NCBI's taxonomy places the organism in Eukaryota, Fungi, Ascomycota, Leotiomycetes, Thelebolales, Thelebolaceae.